GGCACGGUACAAGUGUACUUUGGGGGCACAUGGAGUUCCUUGGUGCACUACAAUUGGGAGUACCAUGAUGCACGAGCCGCGUGCCGACAGCUGGGCUGGGAAACCGGUGCUGCGGUGACGUCAUCAGGUGCUGUGUACGGUAAUCCCGUGGGCCCUGUGUGGCCUAUGGGGUUUAAUUGCGGCUGGGAGGAGGAGCGGCUUAUGGACUGCCCCCGGUGGAACGAGUUAAGCUCUCCGUGGAUUACACCAACUGCGGAUGACGCCACAACGUUCAACGACACCGCCGGAGUGAUUUGUCGCAAUGAAUCCGCUGGCGAAGGCGCGCUGCAGCUGGUGGGCAGCGACGUGAUGGGUCAUGGCACCUUGCAAAUCUUCCACUCCGGAAGGUGGGGGGUCAUGCACAGCUCAUACGUCGAUUGGCGCGUUGCAAGGAUUGCUUGCCGGGAGCUGGGCUGGACGACAGGGGAUCUCGUUCCUGCUGCGGGUGAUGUAUAUGGUGGCGCCUCU
Molecule: messenger RNA, 507 nt
Organism: Volvox carteri f. nagariensis
Lineage: Eukaryota; Viridiplantae; Chlorophyta; Chlorophyceae; Chlamydomonadales; Volvocaceae
Exons: 2
Cellular component (GO): membrane
Source: RefSeq, a predicted model, not a curated record